CUAUGACGUCACCAGCUCGCCGAGCAGGCAACUUGAAAGCCAGUCGUGGUUGAUGGAGCGUUGAUUUAAUCUCGGUGACUCGGGAUUUCUCGCUUUUGAGUGUGUCUGCAGCUUCAGAGAUGUGCGCUGAGAGUAUUCCUCGUGUCGGGAACAGCAUGUGAGCUCCUGUUUGAAGGCAACCACCGAGUAAAUGGACGAACAAGAAGACCCGAGCGACAGCGUGUGCGCUGGAUGCAGAGGCAGGAUUCAGGAUGCCUUUCAUGUCAAGCUGCACAAAGACUUCUGGCACAACGCUUGUUUUCGGUGCUCCGAGUGCUGUGAUCUCCUGACCAACUGGUACUACGAGAGGGAGGGCAAACUCUACUGUGGAAAACACUACUGGGAGAAUUUCGGGGAGCUGUGUCAUGGCUGCUCAUUGCUAAUGACCGGACCAGCUAUGGUGGCUGGAGAGUACAAGUAUCAUCCCGAGUGUUUUGUGUGUCUGAGGUGUAAGGUGGUGAUCGAGGAACAGGAUACGUACGCCCUGGUGGAGCGCUUCAAACUGUACUGUGGUAAAUGUUACAAGCAGGAGGUUUUGGCACCGAUGCUGGAAAGGCGCUGCACGGCUGACUCGUCUCCCGACACGCUGCCUCACACCGUGACGCUGGUGUCCAUGCCAGCGGCUGCUAAUGGGAAACGCGGCUUCAGCGUUAGCGUGCUCCGGGACUGCAGCAGCACUACAGCCAGCGUGCACAUCAAAGAGGUACGGGGGAUGCUGAUCAGCCCGGAGGUACGGAACGCAAUCCAUGUCGGUGACCGCAUCCUGGAGAUCAAUGGACUUCCAGUAGGAACACUGAUGGAGGACGAGGUGGAGGAUCUCAUCCAUCGAACCAGUCAGACGUUGCAGCUGCUGAUCGAGUAUGACCCGGUCAGACAGAGACUGGACCGACUCCGUCUAGGCACGUCCAAUAUCCGCCUGGGCGUUCCCGCCUCCUCACGUCUGCGUCUGUCUUCCCCGACUGACGGAGUGAUUGAGAGGACAAAUAACGAUGACGGGACACUGAAAAGAAGAUCUCUCAGGCGCAGUAACAGUAUCUGUAAGUCCCCGGUUAGUUCUCCUAAGGACCACCCGUUUCUGGCACGGGACAUCAGUCGCUCCGAAUCACUCCGAGCCUCCUCCAGCAGCUCCCAUCGCAUUUUCCGACCAUGUGACCUCAUCCACGGAGAGGUGCUCGGCAAAGGCUUCUUCGGUCAGGCCAUCAAGGUCACCCAUAAGGCCACAGGAGAGGUCAUGGUCAUGAAGGAGCUGAUCCGGUGUGAUGAAGAGACACAGAAAACCUUCCUAAAAGAGGUCAAAGUGAUGAGGAGUUUAGAUCAUCCUAAUGUCCUCAAGUUCAUUGGUGUGUUGUAUAAAGACAAGCGGCUCAAUCUAAUCACGGAGUUCAUCGAGGGUGGAACCCUGAAGGACUUCAUUAGAGAUGUGGACCCGUUCCCAUGGAGGCAGAGGGUUAGCUUUGCCAAGGGCAUUGCUUCAGGAAUGUCAUAUCUGCACUCGAUGAGCAUCAUCCACAGAGAUCUGAACUCGCACAACUGCCUGGUAAAACUGCUUUUCGCAUGGAAGGGAGUGGGACUCUUGUCUUCCCACAUGGCAGGGAGAUUUGACAACACGGUGGUGGUGGCGGACUUUGGCCUGUCCCGUCUCGUCAUGGAGGACAAGGUGAAGCAGCCCCCUCCUGACAAGCCCACCAGCAAGAAAAGGAUAUUGCGUCGCAUCGACCGCAAAAAGCGCUACACAGUGGUGGGCAACCCGUACUGGAUGGCUCCGGAGAUGCUGAACGGUAAACGCUACGACGAGAAGGUGGACAUUUUCUCCUACGGCAUUGUGCUCUGUGAGAUCAUCGGGCAGGUGUACGCCGAUCCCGAGUGUCUGCCCCGCACACUGGACUUCGGGCUCAACGUGGGCAAGUUUACAGAGAAGUUUCUACCUGAAGACUGUCCUCCUGCGUUCUUCCCAUUAGCCGUGGCCUGCUGCGAUCUCGUUCCUGACAGCCGGCCAGCCUUCCAGAAGCUAGAGGACUGUUUCGAAGCCUUGGCGCUAAACCUGGAGCUCGGGAUCCCUCUUCCGGCAGAACUUGAUGAGCUGCAGCACAGCCUUUCGAAGUCCAACAGGCCCGAGAGUGACGAUCUGUCCCCAAAAUCCAGCUCUUCUUCGGAGCGCUCCAGCCUGGAAAACAACGCCACAUAGCCGGAGAGCGCAAAACAUGUAGAGAUCAAGUUGGGCCUGCACACAGACCUCAUGAGUCGGUGACCAAUUUAUUAUUUCCUACAUGGACAAGUUUACAUGAACGGAUAUGCUGGAUUCUGUGCACUUGGUGUGUUUACAAUGCGUUCACACUGGGGUGCUUGUGUUGAGUCAGAAUGUUGAGGGAGGCACAUUUCAUGACUCAAGAAGGUUUUUUUUUUCUUUCCUUUGUCUGUCAAGGGUAAGGGUUUUUUCCCCCCCUUACAGACUAAUUUGGGAUAUUUUGGCAUCUCUUUUCCUAUUUAUAUCUGGAGUGCUUGCAACUAGAGGCAUCAUGACGAAUCUGUAAAACAAACUCAAAUGACAUGCAGCUGCUAGGAUCAGAAUAAAACUCACAACGGUCUUACUGCGGCUUCUGUUGUGUAUCUGUGAGCAUGCGUCGAUCUUCUUUGAAUUAAAUCAGUAGUAUCUUGUUGCUGGAGAGACCAUUAAUCACUUAGACAACUUUGUAGCAUGACUUUAGAAGUCUUGGAGUGCAGACUGUUUAAAUCAGGUCGUUACUGAAUACUGAACUAAGCACUUGGGCUGGUUAAAAAGACAAAGUUCACGAUGGAUUACUGAACCCUGCUGCCCCCUGGUGGUUGAUUCUUAAAUUUAAAAGAAUGAAAAAAUAGAAUACACUGCAGCAGCAGUUUUUUUUUCUGUUUGACUUCCAACUACAAAAAAAAAAAAAAUCAUUCCUAAAUGAUUGGUAAGUCUUUAUCCUGGACAAGUUGUUACAGAUUUUUGUAUAUGUUUAUUUUCAAAUCAGCUGCCAUUUUGGUAGCAUUGAUAUUUCUGGAAAAGCACAGAAACAUAACUGGAUGAGUUUUUUGUUUGUUUGUUUAAUAAGAAUUAUGAUAAUGAGAAUUGUUAGUGUCAGAAUUGUAUAGAAGUUGUAAUUGCAGUGUGGGAUAACUUUGGUUUGCUGAUUGCAUUUUGUAGAAUGUAAAAAGUCCAUUUCCUUCCCCCUAACAUAAGGUACUUGAUGUGUGAACAUCAUAACCACUGAUAUUUGUAUUUCCCGUGUUUCUGACUCUAAUGUUUCACAAAUAAAUUACUUAAUUAACACUU
Messenger RNA from Ictalurus furcatus (blue catfish), 3334 nucleotides. RefSeq names its product LIM domain kinase 2 (gene limk2). Bases 191 to 2224 code for a protein of 677 amino acids. Gene Ontology annotation, cellular component: cytoplasm; nucleus. The transcript has 17 exons. The record is from RefSeq and is a predicted model, not a curated record. Gene Ontology annotation, biological process: actin cytoskeleton organization; protein phosphorylation. Gene Ontology annotation, molecular function: ATP binding; protein serine/threonine kinase activity; protein binding. NCBI's taxonomy places the organism in Eukaryota, Metazoa, Chordata, Actinopteri, Siluriformes, Ictaluridae.